AUUUUGAAGUUUUGAACGUAAUGAGAGGACGGUCGCCUUCCAGUUUCUUGUGUAUUUGUGAUUGUUUUAUGUUUCGUUUAUAAUUAUAUAGCGGGCUUGUUAUUUUACGUACUACGUAUAUCGUAUCGAAUAAUUUAAAAUAGUGUUUAAAUAUAAAUUUAUGUACUGUAAAUAAUACGUGUGCAGUGAUAGUGAUAACGUCAACGGUCAAGCUCAGCUGGUAUCAACGAGCGGUAAAAUCUCUCGAGUUUUUCUUUGAAGCAGCACUUUUCGUGCUCUAUUUCUUCAAGGUAUGCCGUUAAAUAUUGCAUUAUGACACGCUUGUUUUAAGUAUACACACAGUUUUAUAUGUGGAAAGGGAGCAUUGCAUGUGCUGAUUUAUUAACACAUGUGAUGAAAUUAAAAACGAACAUAUGAUACGCGCGACUUUUGCAAUUUUUGUUUAUCAUUGUCCACAAUAAUAACACGAACUGGCCGUGAUCCAGAUUUUCCAUCGUGUUAUUGCGCGGGAACUUGAGAUAUUUUCGUACUCUAUUAGUCGUACGAUGAUUUGAGACGCGACGUUUUUUAAAAUAUAUCGCUAUAAGUAUAAUUUGGUAUAAAUAAUGUAAAACGCACGUAACGGGUCGGAACGGUUAUUAAGUGUUAAAAAAGUGAAUAUAAAAUGAGUGAUACGCAAGAUGUGCCGGAUUCUGGACCGCCACUGCCAGCUCCGGCCUCCGUGGCGUCCUCCGACACCACGUCGACAACAAGCACAGCUACCACGAACAAGGCUGACUCCACAAGACCUUCCUCUCUGCCGAAACCCUCAGGGUUAAAACCACCAACGAAAAUUGGAAGAUUAUGUUCAAACUCUGCACCGAAGCCAGCCGUGCCUAUCUCUCCUAGAACUGACGGCAGCUCCUCGGAUACGCUGAGAAAGCUCAGUGACGACUUGUCCAGAAAACAUUUGUCUGAUUUAAUCGAAGCCGAGGAGGACGAGGUGUCUAGCAGUCAGCCGGACAAGCCGCGAACAUAUCGCAAGGCGUCCACUAGCAGUAACUACAGCGGCACCUCGAUGGACGUACUCUGGGAGAAACAUCCGCGGCGGCUCAGCGAGGCCGGCCUCAGGAGGUCCUCAGAUCACAGUGUCAUUUUGACAGAAGACACUGACAGUUUCAUAAUCGGCGAACGCGUUUGGGUGGGCGGCACUAAGCCCGGCCAAAUCGCCUACAUCGGAGAAACACAGUUCGCCCCUGGAGAAUGGGCAGGCAUUGUGCUCGACGAACCUAUUGGUAAAAACGACGGAUCGGUAGCGGGCGUGCGUUAUUUUCAGUGUCCUGAAAAGCGUGGUGUAUUUUCUCGGCUUACUCGCUUGACGCGAGUGCCGCUCAUAUCGGCCACGCCGCACGAUGCCUCGCCAGUGUCCGACGCGGGCAGCGUGUUCGAACGACCGCCGUCUGGCGCCGCCAGGCCUAGGCGCACACUCUCACCGAACGGAAGUAUCCGCAGCAUUGUCAGCAGCAAGAUGAAUGCUUCUAUAUCCACAACGACCAACGGAGAAGUUCGCACGGGUGAUCGCGUCAUAGUAUCGAGUAGUCGAGGCAGCAAAGCUGGAACCCUUCGUUUUGUCGGGCCGACAGAGUUCGCUCCGGGUGUCUGGGCCGGUGUGGAGCUGGAUGAUCCGCUUGGCAAAAAUGACGGAUCUGUCGACGGGAAGAGAUACUUUGAGUGCGCACCUCGCUUCGGGCUAUUUGCGCCCGUGUCGAAAGUGUCGCGGUCGCCGUCCAACCGCAAGCCGGGCGCGUGCGCCAUCCACAGCAACGGCAGGAUGACACCGCUGCGUCGGUCCAACUCGCGCGAGUCGCUCACGUCGCUGGGCACGUCGAUCGCGUCGUCGCGCGCGGGGGUGAGGCUCGGGGUGACGUCGCUGGGCGCACAGCGUGUCGGCGGUCCGCGCGCCUCGUCCACGCCCGUAUCGGCGAAGAACGCCCUGCAGGAAUUGCUGAGAGAAAAGCAGCAACAUCUGGAGCGGUUGAUGCGCGAACGGGAACUUGAGCGUGCUGAAGUGGCGAAGGUCUCGCUGCAAGUGGACAGAGCCGAGACCGCACUCUCACAGCUUAAGAAGGAGGCAACACAAGCUAACAACGAGAAUGCUAAGCUCAAGGCGGAGCUGGACAAGCUCAACAAACUGCUGGACGACGAACGACAGAAGGUGGAGGAUCUCAUGUUCAGGAACGAAGAGGAGAACAUCAAUAAAGAAGAUUACAAUAAAUAUAAAGAAGCGAUGGAGAACGAAAAAAUCAGUCGAGAGCAGCGCAUUCGUGAGCUGGAAGCGGAGGCGGCGCUCCAGAAGGCGCGCGCCGAGGCGCUGGAGGAGCAGCGCGGCGCCGAGGCCGCCGCCGCCACCGCCGCCGCCGAACAACACAAGGAAGAGCUAACCGCCGCUCAAACGUUGUCAUCAGAACUUCAAAAAUUAUUAGAUGAAGCUUACGCUCUUCUAAAAGAAAAGGAAAACGAAAAAGAUUCGUUAGGUAAAAGUAUGUCCGAUGAACUAGCACGGGUCAAAACAGAAUCGGAAAAGGCAUUGAAUGAGAGCAAGACUAAAUUGGCAAUAGCGCAAACGGAAUUCGAAACUCAAAUUUCUGUGCUGACGGCCAAAUUACAACUAGCCGAAUCAAAACUGGAAACCGAGAAGCAAACGUUGGAGAGAAUAAAUAAAGAAAAUAGUCAAACUAUCAUCGACCUUAAUACCAAAUUGACACAAUUACAGGCUACUGUUGAUGAUAAAACCCUUGAAUUGAACAAAGUAAUCGCUGUCAAUAAGGAACAUGAAGUCCAUCUUAAUAAGGAAAUAACUAAGCUAAAAAUGGAACUAAGUGCCAAAGUGUUGGAUUAUGAACAACUUGAAGAUUCCAAGAAAAAACAAGAGACAGCUUGUAAAACUCUGCAAGAUGAAAUCACACGCGUAAAAGAAGAAUAUUCAACAAAAAUUAAUGAAUAUGAAAGUUUGUUAAAUGAAGUCACACAACAAAAUGAAAAGAGUAAAUCCGAGAUUUUAGAAUUACAACAAAAUCUAAGCGCAAAAAUUAAAGACUACGAGAAGUUACUUGCCGAAUCCAACACAAAUUCAACGUCCACUGAGAAACUAGUCAAUGAAUACAAAGAAACAAUUCAUGAAAGAGAUAAAGAAAUCAUAAAACUCAAAGAUGAUUACGAACAAGCAACAGCUAACUUUAAUAUCAAGCAUAGCAAGAUCGCUGAAGAACAUAAAAAAGAAAUAGAUGAACGUAAUACAAAAAUAGAACAACUUCUCAAAGAAAUCGAAAGUCACAAACAGAACCUUGAUCAGAGCAAACUAGAGUUCGAUAAACUAAAUUCACAAUUUAAUUUGAAUGCCGAUGAAUUAAAAAUUCUCAAAGAGGAAAAUGAUAAACUUAAAGAAUUAGUUAAUAAAUUGACUCAGGACAAUAAUGACCUUAAAACAAAAAUGUCUGCAAUGGAAUUGGAAAUUGGAGAAUUGAACCGACAACAUAGCAGCGUGUUAGAAAAAUGUGAAGAAUUACAAAAGUCAAAAGAAAAAGUAGAAGCGGAAUAUUUGAACCUAACUGGACAAACUACAGAUUCUAACGAACAAUUUAAUCAACUAUCAUUGCAUUUAAAAGAAACAGAAAAAGAACUUCAAGACUUUAAAGAUAAACACAGGGAGACUGUUAAUAACUAUGCUAGAACUGAACAAGAAUUAAAACAAAAGUUAUUCAAAUUGCAAGAAGAGUCUUCUCUGGAGCAAAAUCAACUUGUACGCUCAAUAAGUGAAAAUGUUGAAAAACUUCAAGAAGCUGAAAAUAAGAUCAAAGAAUUUGAAACACAAGCAAUUGAAAUCAACAAUCGCUUUAGAGAUGUUCAAGUAAUGAACGAAAACUUAAACGAUGAAAAUACCAUUCUAAAAGAAGAAGUUGAAAGACUUAAAUUAAAAGAACAAGAACUAGCUAUUGAAUAUGAAGCAAAGUGUAAAAAACUUGAGAUAGAUAUAGAUAAGCAUAAAGAAGAAAUAUCACUGUUAAAAGCUGAGGGUGCCACAUCAGAAGUGAAACUUAUGGAAAAAGUGGAUCAAUUAACUAUAGCACAAAAUGAUUUAAACAACAAGCUUGAAGAAGCUAGAAAACACGAAGACUCCUUGCAAAAAAUUCUAGAAGAUAUGACAACUCAAUUGAAUAAUCAGAAAAGUCAACAUGAGAUAGAGUUAACACAAGUUAAAACACAGCUAUUAUCUUUUACCGAAGAGUCAAAGAAUCAAAAAGAAGAAGAAGCACGAUUGAAAGAAUCACUUGAAGAAAAGCAGGUUCUUAUCAAAGAUCUAACUUUAAAAUUAGAAAUGCUAGAGGUUGAUUUAAAAUCUAAUAUGGAAAUAGUGAUUGAAAAAGAUCGCCAAAUAACACAAGUGAACGAGGAACUUGGGAAAGCCGUAGAAAGCAGGCAACAUUUAGAAGAAACUUUCAAUAAAGCUCAAAUGGAGAUUUCAUGCUUAAAACAAAAAUAUGAGAGUCUUAUAGCAAAUUCUUCUACCGAAGAAUCGCUACUUAAGGAACAGCUCGGCCAAUUUGAGUCUUUAAAAAAAGAAAACACAGUUUUAACCCAAGAAAAGAGCUCCUUAGAAGCAAAAUGCAAUGAAAUUCUAGGAGAAUUCAAUAAAUUAAAAGAAGAAUACGAGACGACUGUAAAAAAUUUGGUGGAAAAUGUGCGACUGAAUGAUGAACUUAAAAAAGAGUGUCAAGAAAAAGAAAACAUUGUCAAAUCUCAGGACAAUAUCAACAAGACUGAAUCAAAGAAGUUAAGUGUAUUAGAAGAAGAAAUGCUUAAAUUAAAAGAGCAGUUACUUUCAAAGGAAACCGCUUUGCAAGAAAAAGAAGCACAGAUAAAUUUGCUUAACGAAACAUUAAAAUCAGGUUCUAAUGACAUGCAACAUAUAGUAGCGGAAGCUCAUGCGAAAUAUAAUGAAUUAAAUGUAAAAUAUUCCGGUGAAGUGGAAUCUCUAAAUAAAACUAUUAAGACAUUGCAGAGCCAAAUAGCCAACAGUGAAAUACAGAUGGAAGAAUUAAAAUUAUCUAAGGAGAAAGUGACUGAAUUACAACAGUUAUUGGACAAAUCUGAUCAGGACAUAAAACAAUUGACUAAUAUUAAUGAAGCACAAAAAUUAAAUUAUGAAGAUUUAAAUAAACAGCUGCAAUCUCAAUAUGAUGAAUAUAAAAAAGAAAGUAAACACGUUAAACAUGAACUAAAAGCUAAGUUAAACGAUUAUGAAAAAGAACUACAAGAAUCUAAAGAGAAAAUUAAAACUGAGACAGAUAAACAAAGUGAAUUGCAGCAAAAACUGAGCGACGCUGAAAAUAGAAUAACAGAAUUGUCACAAAAACUAGAAUUAAUUGUAGUUCAACAAAGUUCUGAUGCAGAAAAAGAUAGCAAAUUGGAAAAGCUAUCGACUGAAUUACAGUCUUCACGACAAUCUUUAGCAGAGCAUUUAAAAAAUAAUGAAGCAUUAGUAAAUAAUCUAAAGGCUGACAUUGAACGCAAACUUAAGGAUUUGAAACAGAAAGAUGAUUUACUAACGAAGUUGCAAGAAGAAGUCAAUACCCAAAAAGCCAAAUUAGAGAUAGCUGAAAGAGAAAAGGUUAUGUUGCAAAAGGAACUUGCAAAAGGCAAGGAUGUUAAGGACAAAAAUGACAAUAAUGCUGUGGGUAUACUGGGAGAAGGUGAUACUGCAUCACAAAAGACGUUAGAAGAAAAAGAAAUGUUAGACGGCCAAGUGAGUUUCCUGAACUCUGUGAUUGUGGACAUGCAACGAAAAAAUGAGCAGCUAAUGGCGCGGGUGCAGGCAUUGGAAGGCAGUUCCGUUGUCAACGAGCCACCACUGUUUAACGGUCGUAGCAGACGCGCGGUGGCGCCGCGGCUGUUCUGCGACAUCUGCGACGUGUUCGACGCGCACGACACGGAGGAGUGUCCGCGGCAGGCGGCCGAGCCCGACGCGCCCGCGCCCGCGCGCAGCAAGCGCUCGCCGCCCGCGCCGCGACCUUACUGCGAUAUUUGUGAAGUGUUUGGCCACGCUACAGAAAACUGUGAUGAAGAAGAAACAUUUUAAUGUCUAUUUAUUGUUUAUUUUGUUUUAAUGUUACCGUUAUUGUUGUUGACGUUUUGCCUGGGUAUUAUUUAUUAUUGUUUACCAUGGAUAUGGUAUCACUUGUUUAUUAGUCAAAUUCUUAGGCAAUUAUUAUGUGUAAAUAAGAACUAUUUGUUCUCUUUUCUAUUGAGUAAGUCAAUUAUGCACGUUAUUUUAUCAAUAAAUUAGGUGAAUGGUAUUAUUUUUCGUUUGCAUUAUCUGGAUAUAAUGCAUAUUUGAGAAAUCACUUCUUGUAGUGCACAAAUUGAUUAAUUUCCAUCACAAUCAUGAUUUUAAACAUCUCUUAUUGCAUAUUAAUCAACUAAAUAAACACCAAAAUAUUACAGUUUUAUAAACAAUAAAUUAAUUGGAUAACAA
This is a messenger RNA of Manduca sexta (tobacco hornworm), 6511 nucleotides long. RefSeq names its product restin homolog (gene CLIP-190). Gene Ontology annotation, cellular component: nucleus; microtubule plus-end; cytoplasm. NCBI's taxonomy places the organism in Eukaryota, Metazoa, Arthropoda, Insecta, Lepidoptera, Sphingidae. The transcript has 19 exons. The coding region runs from base 665 to 6115 and encodes 1816 amino acids. The record is from RefSeq and is a predicted model, not a curated record. Gene Ontology annotation, biological process: cytoplasmic microtubule organization. Gene Ontology annotation, molecular function: microtubule plus-end binding.